AUGACGGACACCUCCGCUACCGUCCUCGUCCUUCACGGCGCAAAGGAUCUCCGCGUGGAAAAACGCACCGUCCCAGCUCCGCAAGGAAACGAAAUCCAAGUAGCCAUCCAAGCAACCGGUCUCUGCGGCUCAGACCUACACUACUACUCCCACGGCCGCAACGGCGACUUCGUCGUCCGCGAACCAUACUGCCUCGGCCACGAAUCAGCCGGCACCGUAACAGCCAUCGGAAAAGAUGUCUCAACCCACAAAGUCGGCGACCGCGUCGCAUUGGAAGUGGGUCUUCCCUGCCGCAAAUGUUCACUCUGUCUACAAGGACACUACAACAUCUGUCCCUCUAUGCAAUUCCGCAGCAGUGCAAAGGUCUUCCCCCACCUCGACGGCACUCUAAUGGAACGAACAAACCACCCCGCAGACAUGUGUCAUGCUCUACCCGACAACGUCACCGAUGCGGGUGGUGCACUUGUUGAGCCGUUAGCAGUUUGUUUGCAUGCUAUUCGGCGCUCGAGGCCUCCAACUAAGGAGGUUGCUGAGAUUUCCCGAUCAACAGGUGAAGGGACCGCUGCACUUGUUUUUGGUGCUGGCGCAAUUGGUCUCCUUCUUGCUGCUUCUCUCGCUGUAAAUGAGAACUUUACCUCGAUCGUUGUUGCUGAUAUCGAUGCUUCUCGUCUUGAGAUUGCUGCUUCCCUCGGUCUGGGUCUAAAGACUCUCGUUAUUCCACGCGGUGAUCCUUCGAAUCCCCCUCCCGCUAAGGAUGCACCACAGUCAGAGCAGACCGCUUGGGCAUUAUCUAAUGCCCAGAACGUCGCGGCGAAGUUAACUGCCGCCGCGGCCAUAGAUGAUGGCCUUACCGUUCCGGGCUUUACUCGUGUCUACGACUGUACCGGUGUGUCUUCUUGUGUACAGGCUGGUAUCUAUGCUUCUCAGCCCGGUGGUGUCCUUGUACAGGUUGGUAUGGGUAAUCCUAUCCAGACACUCCCUGUUGGCGCGGCGGCACUUCGUGAGGUGGAUAUUAUUGGUACAUUCCGAUAUGAUGGACAUUCGUACCCGGCUGCUAUUGCCUUGUUGGCUAGUGGGAAGAUGCGGGUUACUGAGGAGAAGGUUGUUACGCAUCGCAUCCCGCUUGAGGAUGGGGAGAGGGCGUUCUCGUUGGCUGGGAAGGGUGUUGAUGAGGCUGGAAGACCUGUUGUUAAGGUGAUUAUUGAGGGGCCUAGUGAGGCUGCGAGAGCUAGUUUGUGA
Molecule: messenger RNA, 1239 nt
Organism: Penicillium angulare
Lineage: Eukaryota; Fungi; Ascomycota; Eurotiomycetes; Eurotiales; Aspergillaceae
Product: NAD(P)-dependent alcohol dehydrogenase
Exons: 2
Coding region: 1-1239 (412 amino acids)
Biological process (GO): D-sorbitol catabolic process
Molecular function (GO): L-iditol 2-dehydrogenase (NAD+) activity; zinc ion binding
Source: RefSeq, a predicted model, not a curated record